AUGAUCAACAAGAACGGUCAGAAUGUGUUCUCAGCCUAUCACACCACCUUAGACGACAAGAAGAGCCAAGUGGCCAGUAUCGGCAGUGUCAUUCAGCUGUCGGAGAGUGACAAGGUGUGGGUAGAGCUGUGGGGACCACCCCGAAAUGACAUCUUUGCCACUGAAGCCAACGACACUGUGUUCUUGGGGUUCCGUCUUGGUAAAACGGGAAUUGCGCAAUACCAGGAAGCAGUCGCGCAACACAAGAGGAAAGACGGAGAGACAAGUUGUAAACGAACGCACGUUGUUUUUCGCUCUCCCUGUUUAGCACCCCCCGAAGAGGCACAAGAGACCACUGAUGACCCCAAGCCAACUGGAAACAGAGGUGAUGGGCCUGACCAUGUUAAGCCAGGAAGGACCAUCGCCUUCACAGCAAAGCUGGAGAUUUCCAACAGCUAUCCGACCCACAAAGGCCCCCUGAGGUUCACAAAUGUGCUGGUGAAUGAGGGACAGGGCUACAGCCCUUUAACCGGUGCAUUCACCUGCCCCCGGGCUGGCUUUUACCAUUUUACCGUGCAUGCGUCCACCUAUGGGCGUGCACAAUUUAUGAUCAACAAGAACGGUCAGAAUGUGGUCUCAGCCUAUCACACCACCUUAGACGACAAGAAGAGCCAAGUGGCCAGUAUCGGCAGUGUCAUUCAGCUGUCGGAGAGUGACAAGGUGUGGGUAGAGCUGUGGGGACCACCCCGAAAUGACAUCUUUGCCACUCCAGACAACGACACUGUGUUCUUGGGGUUCCGUCUUGGGUAGUCACAAUAAAAAAAUAAUAAUUAUGAUCAUAAUUUGGAGUCUGCAUCUUAUAAUCCCCCCUCCCCCCUCCUAUCCCUCAUGUCCUGGGUCAGUGCAUAAGAAGCCUGAGUUGAUCAUUUCAAUGCCUGACAACUAUUUCUGAACUCUAUUCUGAUCUAUUUUUUUUCUUUUCUGCUUUUUACUUUGUGGUUAAGGUUACAUUAGUCUUGAUGCUUUUGAAUAAAUCUCCAUAUGAUAAAUUGUAAAUGGUGUUUGGCUUUACCUUGAAUGAUAUUCCUGUGCAUCUUUAAUUUGUAUUUGGAUUCACUCAAUGUACAGUGCCAUGAAAAAGUGUUUGGCCCCUUUCCAGUCGUCUGUUAUUGCAUAUUUAUCACACUGAGUGGUUUCAGAUAUUUAGACAAAAUGAAAUAUUGGACAAAGGUACACAAGGCACAAGGCACCUUUUAAAAAUUAUUUCAUCGAUUUAAUUAAUUUAUUGAAGAUCUUUCUGAAGUUUAACUUGAACUUGAACUGUAUAGUAGUAAAUAGCAAAUUUAGUUCACUGGGAGUAGUAGUCACAUUGUAUCAGAUUUGUAUGAUAACGAUCUUUACAGGACUCUUGCUUUUUUUGAGGGGUGUCACAGGUACGUAAAGAUGUAUGAAGUUGGGAUGUUUAGAUUUCUGACAGUAGCAUAUGGUUAGAUAAAUUCUACAUUCAAAAUUAUCCAUACGUACAAAUUUACAAAGAUUUAGGACUUUUCUUUACAAGGUUAUGGACCUCUAAAUAUCACAUUCUGUGCCAUAACGCAUUUUUCAGUGUAACACCCAGCAAACUUUAAAUGGCUCUACCAGGAAAAUUCUUAAGUUUUUGGGAAUUUUAUAUCUCAUCAUAGUUGAGAGCACACUGUGGUGCUCCUGUGGUAAACCUCCUGGAUUUAGUGUAGAAUGUUUUGCAUACCACAUAAUAAUUUUAAAUAAAAUCCAAUAAACAUAAUUCUAGUAAAUAAGUGUUACAUUUUUAAAAUUCCCUGUUGUAUAAAGAUGAAAAAUGCAUGUCAUCUGUCACCAUGAGGAAACUAAACAAAAGGCUGCUCGCCUUCAUUACAUUACAUUACAUUACUGGCAUUUGGCAGACGCUCUUAUCCAGAGCGACGUACAACAAAGUGCAUACCCAUAACCAGGGCUAAGUGCGCUGAAAGUCCCUAGAGGGAAGUACAAUUUCAAUUGUACUUCACCUGCUCAGGGGCGACAUGGCUCAGGCAGUAAGAG
Messenger RNA from Conger conger (European conger), 2037 nucleotides. Its product is annotated as complement C1q tumor necrosis factor-related protein 5-like. The transcript has 4 exons. Lineage: Eukaryota; Metazoa; Chordata; Actinopteri; Anguilliformes; Congridae. The record is from RefSeq and is a predicted model, not a curated record. Bases 1 to 789 code for a protein of 262 amino acids. Gene Ontology annotation, molecular function: protein binding.